CCACCUUGACAUGGAUGACUCUAUCCAUCGUAAGCAUCACGGAAAGAAGACUUUUCUACUCUCCUUCCUUGCUAAACGCUAAAACAAUUCACUUUUUUCUGUCUGCUGUUUUUUUUUUUUUCCUCUCAAUUUCGAACGACCCAUUUUCACACAUGAGUAUUGAAUAGAUUCAUGAACCUGCCGUGUGCUGACUUCUAAAGAAUUGGACACUGUUCUUCCAAAAUUUCCAAGCAUUUUGAGGUCUUUUGGGGACAAUGGACUGAUGGGUUUCUCUUAAAAUCCUUAAAUUUGGGAGCUUUUUCAAGUUUAGUAGCCAAAUCCUUGCCUUUCCAGCCAAGAAAAGUGAAGCUCUUGACUUUGCAGGUUUUGUAGGUAGUCUUUGUUCUGCUUCAUCAUAUCUAUCUCUUUCUAGAUCUGGAUCUGCACUGUGGAAGUUAUUGUGUUUUAAUUCUUUGAGGGCUAUGAAGUGUUUUAUGUUCCCCAGUUGGGAUAAAAAAGAUGAACCAAAGACUCCCAAAUCAGUUUCAAAUCGGUCUAUGAAUUCUAUAUUCACUGAUCGUGAAAUAGGGCGGUCUGGGUCCGAAUUAAACUCUCAGAAUGUCUCAGGCAUCAGCACUGAGUCCAUGGGGAGGUCCUCUUUUCCUAGCAUGUCUCAAAGACCUAGCAAUCUGAGAGUGUUCACAGUUUCUGAACUUAAAUCUGCCACCAAGAAUUUUAGCCGCUCUGUCAUGAUUGGGGAGGGUGGAUUUGGUUGUGUUUACAAGGGGUUUAUUAAGGGUCCUGAUGAUUCAUCUCAAAAGAUUGAAGUAGCAGUGAAACAGCUUGGUAAAAGGGGGUUGCAGGGGCACAAGGAGUGGGUGACAGAAGUAAAUGUCCUUGGUGUGGUUGAGCAUCCAAAUCUUGUAAAGCUGGUGGGCUACUGUGCUGAAGAUGAUGAAAGAGGAAUCCAAAGGCUUUUGAUAUAUGAGUAUAUGCCCAAUAGAAGUGUGGAAAACCAUUUAUCUGUCCGGUCAGAGACAACUCUUUCCUGGGCAAUGAGAUUGAAAAUAGCCCAAGAUGCUGCAUGUGGGUUAGCAUACCUACAUGAAGGAAUGGAUUUCCAGAUCAUCUUCAGGGAUUUUAAAUCCUCGAAUAUCCUUCUGGAUGAGCAAUGGAAUGCAAAGUUAUCAGACUUUGGAUUAGCCAGGUUGGGCCCUUCAGAAGGAUUAACUCAUGUUUCAACAGCGGUUGUUGGAACAAUGGGAUAUGCUGCUCCUGAAUACAUCCAGACUGGACGUCUCACAUCCAAGAUUGAUGUGUGGAGCUAUGGGGUCUUCCUCUAUGAACUCAUUACCGGUAGGCGCCCUUUAGACAAAAACCGCCCGAAGGCUGAGCAAAAGCUUUUGGAAUGGGUAAAGCCAUACCUAUCUAAUGUGAAGAAAUUCCAGUUGAUAUUGGACCCUAGACUGAAAGGGAAAUACCAGCUUAAGUCUGCCCAGAAGCUUGCAAGUGUGGCCAACCGAUGCUUAGUCAGAAAUCCAAAGUCACGCCCUAAGAUGAGUGAGGUGUUAGAAAUGGUGAACCGGAUAGUGGAGGCAUCAGCAGGAUCCGGAAGCCCUGAACCACCAUUGAAGGUGGUGCCAUCCGUGGAUGCCUCUAGGGAAACUGAAAGAAAACAUAAAAGGACUAGAUUUCAGAAGUGGUGAAAAAUUUCUUCGGUCAUGGACUCCAAAGCUUGUAGGAACAUUUUAACAGCAGGUAACUUCAAGAUAUAAGCUAACCUCACCUGCAGCCUUUUCAGUUGGUUAGAUAUAACUUGAAACAACCUCAUAGAGCUUCAAAGGGUUUAGCAAGAAGUUGACUGAGCAAUGUAAUAAGCAUCCUAUUCAAUUAUACAUAAGGAAAAUUGUCCUGAAAUCCUUUGUUAAUAUGUAUAAAGCUGCUCUCUAAACCUAGAUGUGAAAAAGCUUUCAGUUGCUGCAACUUCUUAUGGGAAAUUAUUGUAACAUUCCCAUUUAGAUAUCAGAGGGUGUUGGGCUUGAAAUGUACUGUGUGAUUCUUUUUGCUUCUUGGGGAAGCUUUUUUUUGUUUUUUGGGUUUGGAAACAUGUAUGGGCAAGAUGUUCACAGCAUGUAUUUUUCUAAGACAAUUUGUCUCAUAUUUUCUCUAUGUAUAACAAUAAAAACAUAUUUGGGAUUUUUAUUAUGUCAUGUGCUCCAUAUAGGAUCUUCACCCAAUGCAAAGCUUACC
This is a messenger RNA of Durio zibethinus, 2229 nucleotides long. Its product is annotated as serine/threonine-protein kinase PCRK1-like. Gene Ontology annotation, biological process: protein phosphorylation. Lineage: Eukaryota; Viridiplantae; Streptophyta; Magnoliopsida; Malvales; Malvaceae. Gene Ontology annotation, molecular function: ATP binding; protein kinase activity. The record is from RefSeq and is a predicted model, not a curated record.